AUGGGAAAUAUAUGUUCAAGAUCGGCCAACGAGCCUGACUCCUCCUCCGCGCGCCCUGGCCCUGGCCGUGUCCUGGGCUCGUCCGCAGCUCCUGCUGCUGGCCCACCAGCUCGAGCACCAGUUCCAGCCAACCGCAAAAUACAAGGCGCUGGUAGAACCCUGGGAGGCUCAACAGGUGGAGAACCAGAAGAUGCGAAAAAUAUGGCCGGCGAGGCUGCUCAGAGACGCGCUCAAGCUCUAAAUGCUUCCAGCAAAGGAAAACUGGCGAGUCAGCUAGCAGCUCAGAAAGCCCAAACGCAGUCACAAACACUCAACUCUGCCAGCCAGGUAGAACGCGACACAAGGAAUGCGGAUAGUGCAGCAGAGGCACGACAAUGGAAUUAA
Molecule: messenger RNA, 384 nt
Organism: Talaromyces rugulosus
Lineage: Eukaryota; Fungi; Ascomycota; Eurotiomycetes; Eurotiales; Trichocomaceae
Exons: 2
Coding region: 1-384 (127 amino acids)
Source: RefSeq, a predicted model, not a curated record